This is a messenger RNA of Aspergillus pseudonomiae, 501 nucleotides long. RefSeq lists its product as uncharacterized. Bases 206 to 457 code for a protein of 83 amino acids. The record is from RefSeq and is a predicted model, not a curated record. The transcript has 2 exons. Lineage: Eukaryota; Fungi; Ascomycota; Eurotiomycetes; Eurotiales; Aspergillaceae.
CCUCAAGCAACAAUGUUGCCCUAGUGGAUCGACCCCCGGUUCAUUUUGUUCCCCGAAGCCUGCAACUCCACCGUUCGGAUUGGUCACAAUCGAGACGGCCAUCCUCGUGGAGACUUACUAAGAGGCUUUAGGCUCUGAGAUAAUGUGAUGAGAUCCCUACAGCAUACAGAGACAUGCUGCUGCGUACGAAUGCAACACUCGACUAAUGCGCAGUAGAGGGGCCUUGCAUAUGUUUCGCACUACUAAUACUAGCCAGCCAACUGGAUUUCGUUGCACCCUCCGAAUUUUGACCCCCAACAUUGACUAUGGGCUGAAGUGUUUAAGCCCCUCCACCCUUAGUCUCAACCGGAUCAACACCAAGCGAAAUGACCCCGAGCCUCGAAUUCCACUCCUCAUUUCCGGAUCGCUCGGCUCACUAUUUGUGACGCUGAGAAUUAUGAAUUAUUCAUAUAAUUAGAUCUUGGAGAUCGCCACAUGUUUUGGAACCUAAUGACGAGGGAC